GUUUGUCAUCACAUCUCGUGAGAAACAUGAACUGAACGGACGGUUUUUCGUAAUUUCUUGUCUAAUUACGAAUUAUUGAGAGGUUUCGGACAUUGUGAGGUGUUUUGUGGGGGUACUAAAGGGUAAAUGUGUUUGUGAGGUCUACAAACAUGUCUAGAUUCGCUGCUAAUGCUGUUUGCGGCCUGGCGAGAGCUGCACAGACCAACUCGUCCCUACUGUCCUCAAUCUCCCGUCAGUCAAUCGUCCUGACGCAGAUCAGGAAUCACAAACACUGGAAUCCAAAAUUCAAGAAACUCCGCGCUGAGAAAGUCAUCAAAGUUAAGCUUCCUGAUUACCAAAAGGAGGACAAUGACGAAUUAACUGCUGAGAAAAUUCGAUCUAAAAUGAAGGAGCAGGGUCUCCAGCCCAGUAACCCUUGGAUAGAAAGGCCGAUAUUUAUCAGCUGUACUGGAUCUAUUUUCGAGGAAUAUGUGCCUCCCGAGGGCGACGGAAAGUUCUCUGUAGUCACCGGUGCAGGCGCAAAGCAAAAGGUGCAGUUCAUGACGAAAAAGGGUAGAUCGUACUUGGCCACAAAAAAAAUUACCAGUUUUCUGGACGAGUUCUCGAUUAGUGCAUUCGAGGAAGAAGCUCAAGAAAUAUAUAUUAAGGCCCAUCAAGCUAUCGCCGAUAAAGAUAAUGAUGCCCUACAAACCCUUGUGACUGAGAGAGCUUUUCCUGAGGUGAAGCACAAUACCAACGACAAAACGAUUCGCUGGAAGUUCCUACAGUCCCUCACACCUCCUCGUGUUGUGCACGCCCGCUGCACAGACCUCAUCACGAAGGACAAUGUCUUUGGGCAGUUGACCGUUCGUUUUCACACCCAACAGACCCUCGCAGUGUACGACAGAUUUGGUCGUCUAAUGCAUGGAAGUGAAUUCGUCAAGAAAGACGUACUCGAGUACGUGGUAUUCGAGAAUCACUUGGCCAAUAAAUACGGUGCCUGGAGGAUUCACGGGAAAAUCAUUCCACCCUGGAUGCCAGAGCGAGAAAACGCCCAAAGGACUUACCUUAUGAAGCCACCACCAGAACCUGAACAGUUGGAGGAGCCACCGACAUCAGAAGUGUCUGUUGCACAUGUCGAUAAAGAUGCCUCGACCCAACAACCAGCUGCUGCCUAGGUCUACGUAUAAUAACUAAAUAACAAAUUGAUAAAAUAAACAUUAUUGGGUAAUAAAA
This is a messenger RNA of Diachasmimorpha longicaudata, 1215 nucleotides long. RefSeq names its product mitochondrial ribosomal protein L45 (gene mRpL45). The transcript is spliced from 6 exons. The coding region runs from base 150 to 1157 and encodes 335 amino acids. NCBI's taxonomy places the organism in Eukaryota, Metazoa, Arthropoda, Insecta, Hymenoptera, Braconidae. The record is from RefSeq and is a predicted model, not a curated record. Gene Ontology annotation, cellular component: mitochondrion.